This is a messenger RNA of Arachis ipaensis, 956 nucleotides long. Lineage: Eukaryota; Viridiplantae; Streptophyta; Magnoliopsida; Fabales; Fabaceae. The record is from RefSeq and is a predicted model, not a curated record.
UUCCUAUCUUAUUUUGCGCUCAUAACAAAUCUAAUCAAAUUCAUUCAAUAAAUACCAUCCUCAUCUUCAUCUUCUUCCUCUAUUUCUAAAGAUCCUCCAAUUUCUUCACCCACUUCUUUCAAAAUCCCUAAUUCGAUUCAAUUUUGGAGUCACUGAAUCAGCCUUCAUUAUUAUCUGAUCUUGAUCAUGGGAGGUGGAAAGGAGCAUGAUGAGAAAGGGUUGUUUUCACACCUUGCUCAAGGGGCAGCAUCAAGUUAUGCUCACUCACAUGGACAUCAUGGAGGAUACCCUCCUCAAGGGUACCCUCCCCCUGUUGGAUAUGGUGCCUACCCUCCAGGACAACACGGUUACCCUCCCGCCCACGGUUACCCCCCUGCCGGUUACCCUCCUCCCGGUGGCUAUCCUCCUCCUGGUGGUUAUCCACCAGCUGGUUAUCCUAAUCCACAUGGGCAUAGUCACCACAGCGGCAGCGGGAUGGGAGGAUUGCUUGCUGGAGGUGCUGCCGCUGCGGCUGCCGCAUAUGGCGCCCACCAUCUUUCUCACGGCCACCAUAGCGGACACAUGGGCUACAUGGGACACAUGGGACACAUGGGACAUGGGAAAUUCAAGCAUGGCAAGUUCAAGCAUGGAAAGUUCGGCAAGCAUGGGAAAUAUAAGCGUGGCAAGUUUGGUAAAAUGUUCAAGAAGUGGAAGUAGUUCUAUCUUCUAUGUAGAAUAAUACCCUAUCUACUACUAUGCUUUAUAUAUAUAGCUUCUAUAAAUAAUUAAAUAUUAAAUAAACGACAACUUGUGUCGAGCUCUUGAAUGGUUUGCAAGAGUUUGGGUUACGCCAAGAUAAAUUAUAUUAGUUUAUAUUGGAGAAAUUAGAUAGAAUUUAAAGAUGAACAUGAAUUUGAUAUCAAACCAUGUUGGUCGCGUUAAAUUGAAGGUGAAAAUGCAGUGUAGUUUUUGUGUGA